AUGCGUUGUAUUACAGGGAGUAUUUUUAUUGUAACUCUUGUUCUGCACGUCAGUGGCCGCGAUCCUGCAUUAAGGAUUAUAGGCGGCAGUGAUACUGGUAAGGAAGAUCUGCCGUAUAUCGCAAGACUACGACAUGUUGUCCAUUUGGAUGUAGAAAAUCAGAUUACCGAAGAAGAUGAAAAUCUUUGCACUUGCGCUAUUUUAACACCACAUUGGACAUUGACAGCCGCGCAUUGUCUAGUUGACUUUGAGGAAGAUCUUCUAGAUGUGCACGACUAUAUAAAAGCAAGAAAACCUUACAUGAUAUCAGCCAGACACAUGGUAAGUUAUGGUCGUCUUGAGAAUAAUACAAAAAAUGUUCUACGAUACUUCCGGCAUCCUGCAUAUGCACGAAGUAAAUUUAAGUUGUCCAAUGAUAUAGCUCUGGCAAACACUCAACCGAUUGACUUGGAAUCGUACGGAUGGUUGAGAGCAGUUGAUUACAAGGCUGUAGUAGGACAUGAAGCUAUCGUGGCUGGUUACGGUUCAGGACAUAUACCGGGACCAGUUGGCAGCAAAAUGAAUAGUUGUAGUCCAGCAAUACCUUUGAAGAAGUUAAAAGUAGUUGUCGUAAAGUGUGGUGAGAAUCGUCACAUAAAUCCAUCGAUGUGCAUCGCUAGACGCUGCGGGCAAUCAUCUUAUUUGUGUGUUGGAGACUCCGGCGGACCGCUGAUCCAUCCAUCAGGUAUUAUCGGCAUCAACUCCAUGGGUCCAAAAGAUUUGCAAGACUUCUGCAAAUUAAAAUCAAGUUCGCCUGUUUUUGAUGUUGGAGUUAUGACACCAGUGAGUCCGUACAUUGAUUGGAUCAGCAGAACAAUUGAAACUCCACAGGGACCUGCAACCGAGAUAUCAUCCGAGACCUCGGAUCAAUCCCGAGAAAGGAAAAAAAACUUGAAGUUUUUUGGCAUGUCGACCUCUGAGAGCAAAGAAGAUCCUUUGCCUGCCAAGCAAGAUUACGAUUUUAGGUUCAAGGAAGAAUCCUCUGACUUAGAAUGGUGAUCUGCCUGGCGAGCUAGAACCUACGGCUAGUUUUAAGUUGGAAUUUUUCAUCCAUAUUUAUUAAGCGCGCGCAAACUUCACGAUGUGCAACUACUCGAUAAAUUUUGAUUAAGCUAUAUUAUCUACAUUUGCCAACUAGCCGUCCAAGCUAGUUUAUUUGUUACGUACCUGUAUUCAGCUUACAAGACGAGAUGACCAGCUCUUGGCAUGUACUACAUCAGUGUGCGGGUGUUAUCAGGAUACAGUCAGCGUUGCACACUGAUACAACCCACGUCAAGAGCUGGUCACACUCAGCCUAGUCUUGCGUUGAAGUGA
This is a messenger RNA of Spodoptera litura, 1353 nucleotides long. RefSeq names its product chymotrypsin-2-like. Gene Ontology annotation, molecular function: serine-type endopeptidase activity. Gene Ontology annotation, biological process: proteolysis. Lineage: Eukaryota; Metazoa; Arthropoda; Insecta; Lepidoptera; Noctuidae. The record is from RefSeq and is a predicted model, not a curated record.